Messenger RNA from Pieris macdunnoughi, 939 nucleotides. NCBI's taxonomy places the organism in Eukaryota, Metazoa, Arthropoda, Insecta, Lepidoptera, Pieridae. The record is from the annotation of a GenBank genome assembly.
AUGAGCGCACCGAUCAUUAUCACCGUGCCCAACUACGUGACGAUGGAGGACGAAGAUUCUGAUGUUGUGGACGUGGCUCCAGCCACGCCGUCCAGAAAACGAAGACUAGACCAUCUCACGUGGGAGGAGAAGAUGCAAAGAAAGAAACUGAAAAAUCGCGUCGCGGCACAAACAUCUCGAGAUCGUAAAAAGGCAAAGAUGGAUGAGAUGGAGAGUAAAAUCAAUCACUUCAUGGCUAUCAAUGAGAGACUUGUGAAAGAGGUCAAAGAUUUGAAGGCGAUGAACGAGCGUCUGCUAAGCGAGAACACAUCACUGAAGACGGCGGCGCGGACCGUCGCGAAGGCCCCAGGACCAGCAGCGUCACCUCAGCAGAAGGAGGGGCCUUCGCCGGCGAUCCGCGCGGCACGCGCUUCAGGAGCGAGUCAAGAUGAAUCGAGCGGAGAAAGUAGAAAAUGUUCUGAAGGAGCUCAAGUGGUGGGGACCACAACAAAGCACAUGGAAUCCAGUGAAGGUGACAUCCUAGAUUCAGAGAUCAACAUUAAGCAUGAUGUCGACAGAAUAUCAGAGCACUCAUAUGCACAUCCCUACACUGAUGACGAAAAUGGUGACAAAGGAGACCUGUUCUACGCCAGUUAUGAAGCAAAUGACUGUGUGACUGUAGAAGUGUCAGAUGAGGCGGAAGAAAUGGAGAUGGACUUAAAAUUGGCCAACUGUUCGGACAUUACCCUAGAGUGUGACAUGAAAUUACUUUCACCAAUGUGUCUAUCCCCUAAAUCUAUUGAAGAAAACCUAGGCCUAUCUCCCUCACACACAAUUCUCAGCUCGGACUUAGGGUAUGAGUCCCUAGCCUCACCCCUAAGUGAGACAGACCUAGAUUUGCCAGACUUGUCAGACUUUUGGUGCGAAUCAUUCUCAGAAUUGUUCCCUGCGUUGGCGUAG